Messenger RNA from Cladophialophora carrionii CBS 160.54, 2046 nucleotides. RefSeq lists its product as uncharacterized. The record is from RefSeq and is a predicted model, not a curated record. Bases 1 to 2046 code for a protein of 681 amino acids. Gene Ontology annotation, molecular function: ubiquitin binding. Lineage: Eukaryota; Fungi; Ascomycota; Eurotiomycetes; Chaetothyriales; Herpotrichiellaceae. The transcript has a single exon.
AUGGAGGAAAUUGCUGGAAUCCCGGGCAAAGUGCCUCCAUUGGCGUUGUACCCCGAUGCGAAUGUGAAAGCCAGCCUACUCGAUGGAGAAUGGGAAGCGUGUCUCGAGUCAUGGUUGUUCAGUCUGGAGUUUCGACUGCGUCUACAAGAAACGGACUUUUCCAAUUUCAAGUUCUCACAGAGUGCCAGUGGUGUUGAUUUUCUACUCUCGUAUUUCGAGUCAAAUCCUGGGAAGGAUACGGCGUCGUCGAAGUCGCAGAAAGAGCGAAUCCUGUUCAAACGGGCAUACCUACUUCUGAGAAGGCUGCUACUUGUCACGGAGGUUCCGUUUGACUGUGGCAAUGACAAGCUCAUCCACUUCCUGGAAAUGGCGAGUGGAACCUAUGCAACUGUGGCGGAUUGGAAAGCCGUUCUGAAGCUUGUCUGGAAAAGAGACCAGAAGCAACUGACGCAGGCUGUGGCAGAUUGGAAGAGGAGUAUCUCCAGAGAGCUGUCGGAAUCCUUGAACUCACAGACAUUGGUGGACAAGAUCCACAGAAUCAAUGACCUAGUCAAGGUCUCCCCAGACACAGGCCUUGAUCUUAUGACUGGCUCCGAUUAUCUGGAGACCCUCAUGGAGGCAUACAACCGGCUUCAAAGAGCACAUGAGACGAGUACACUUGAGAAAGUGUUGACUGAGCACCUCUUCUACUGCUUGCGUAGUCUCAUGGUGGACAGCUCCUCACAUGGAUCGCUCCUUCUAGACCACCUCUACUUCAUGAAAUCAGAAGCGGAACGGAAGGCAAAGAGCAAAAACCACCACCCGACGCUGUGCUCCAGCCUGAUUUGCAGCACAUCUUUUCUCAAGCAUCUUGCAGCGAAUCCCGCCAUCGCAUCGGGCAAACGUGGUCAAGGAUUACUCGAAUUUCUUACCACGUACCGAGAGAACCACAAGCACCUACAUCCACCCACAGAGCCGAGACACAAGAAAGUCUCCAAGGGCAAGGGCAAGGCCGAUCCGAAUGAGGACAUGCAUAUCCACAAAGCUUCUCAGAUAUCGCAAGUGCACGACCUGUUUCCAGAGCUGCCGAACCACUACAUUCUCAAGCUCCUCGAUCACUUCGGCGACGACGUGGAGACGGUAAUCGCGGCGCUUCUGGAGCCUGACUCUUUGCCACCUCACCUCCACGAUCAAGGCUCGCACAACGAGCCUGUAGCAGCGAACGCCGGACCGACAUUCGAUCUUGCACCCCGUUCAACACCGCCUCUACUCCCGCAGAGGAAGAAUAUGUUCGAUGGCGAUGACUUCGACAGGCUUCAAGUUUCUUCGCAGCGAUUACACAGAGGCAGGAAGGAGAUUAGUCUUAGCCAAGCUGAGACUGGGGACGAACAUGCCCAGCGGAAAGCAGCCAUCAUAUCUGCUUUGGCUGCAUUCGACUCGGACGACGACGAGCGCGACGACACGUACGAUGUCGCUGAUGUUGGUGGCACAGUUGAUGCAACACUCGACACCGACGACCGACCACGGCCAGAGAGGCUUCCGGACCAAAACCCGCAUGAAGAGACUCUGUUCCGCGCAUGGCGAGACAACCCAGAACUCUAUGCACGGGACAGCAAGACUCGUAUCUCAAAGAUACGGCAAGAGCUAAAGAGGGACACGGGAAUGAGCGACGAGCAAAUUGAGGGAUGGGCAAUCAUGUUAAGGAAGGAUUCAAAGUUGCAAGACCGAUUGGAGAAGAAAUAUGCCACAACGCAGACAUUCAAGGGAAAUCAGGCUACGAUUGUCUCCAGCAGAUGGAAGAGCAGUGACACGCCCGAAGACAACGAGGAAGGAGAAGGUGUCAGUGGGCAACGUCGCAUGGGACAGGCAGAGCCCAGAGGCAACCGCACCUGGGGACGUGGCGGUCGCGGUGGGGGAAGUACGGCAGGCCCCAGCGGCGACGCGGCAACACAGGCUGCCCGAAGACGCAAGGAACAAGGCAAAGGAAGGGGAGGAGCGAGCCACAACCGGCGGGAAGGCAGAGCUCGGAAGAUGGGUCGAGGCAUGGCAAGUGUGGUGCCGCAGUAG